AAGUAUUAGUGGCUUCCGGUAAAUGAGCAUCCGGUCGUAAGUAAACCGGUGUCGUCAACAAGCGAAAGUACAAGCACUGUCUCUCUGCUACAAAACUCAGCUUUAUCAAUUCUGCUAUUGGGAGCACUGCAGAGGGUUGCAGCAGUGCAGAGUAACUUUCUUUUGUGACGAAUAUUAUACGUCAAGAUGACAGCUUUUGAAGAAAUGGGUGUAAUGCCAGAAAUUGGCAAAGCUGUUGAGGAAAUGGACUGGAGCUUACCCACCGAUGUUCAAUCAGAGGCUAUUCCUAUGAUUUUAGGAGGUGGUGAUGUAUUAAUGGCUGCAGAAACUGGCAGUGGUAAAACUGGGGCCUUCUGUUUGCCAAUUUUACAAACUGUACAUGAAACCCUGAAAGACAUCCGAGAAGGGAAGUCAUCAGCAAGGAAGUCCAAAAAGGGUGGAGGUGGAAGUCAGUGGAAGAUGAAUAUGUAUGAUCGAGGUGACGCUAUGGCCAUUGAUCCAGAUGGACUUCUUUGUCAAGCAAGAGAUGCGCAGGGCUGGCAUGGGACAAGGGCCAGUAAAGCUGUUUGUGGAAAAGGAAAGUACUAUUUUGAAGCCAUUGUCACUGAUGAGGGUCUUUGCAGGGUGGGGUGGUCGACCGCCAAGGCCAAACUGGAUCUAGGGACAGACAAGUUUAGUUUUGGCUUUGGUGGGACAGGGAAGAAGUCCUGGGACAAGCAGUUUGACUCCUAUGGAGAGGCGUUUGGUAUGAAUGAUGUGAUCGGCUGUUAUUUGGACCUUGACAAAAGAGAGAUCAGAUGGUCAAAGAAUGGAAUUGACUUGGGCAAAGCGUAUGAUAUUCCUGGACAUCUGUCUAAUGAGCCAUUCUACCCUGCUGUUGUACUGAAGAAUGCAGAGAUGCGGUUCAGUUUUGGGAAAACAGAAUUCAAAUUUCCGCCACAGGGUGGCUAUAUAGCUGUGUGUCAAGCCAGUGGAGAUUGCUGCCUUGAUUCCAAAAUUGUUGGUCAAAGUACGGCCAAUGCUGCUCCAGCUCCCAAUGCACCGCAGGCAAUUAUCAUCGAGCCCUCUCGUGAGCUGGCAGAACAGACGCUGACUCAGAUUCAGAAGUUCAAGAAGCAUCUGGACAACCCGGAUGUCCGCGAGCUACUGAUCAUCGGCGGAGUGAAUGUCAAGGAGCAGACAGAUGUGCUGGCCCGUGGGGUGGACAUAGUCGUCGGCACGCCAGGUCGUUUGGAGGAUCUCAUCUCUACCGGCAAGCUGGCCCUGCACCAGGUGCGAUUCUUUGUGCUGGACGAGUGCGACGGUCUCCUCUCCGCUGGCUACGGGGACCUCAUCAACCGCCUGCACCAGCAGAUUCCCAAAGUCACCAAUGACGGCAAGCGUCUACAGAUGAUCGUCUGCUCGGCCACGCUGCACUCUUUCGAUGUGAAGAAGAUGGCGGAGAGGCUGAUGUACUUCCCCACCUGGAUUGACCUGAAGGGCCAGGAUGCCGUGCCGGAGACGGUCCACCAUUGUGUGUGCACGGUGGACCCGGCGGUGGACACUCAGUGGAAGCAGCUCCGACGUCAGAUCAAGACGGACGCGGUCCACGAGAAGGACCGGAUUAACCCCGAGUCACACUCCGCAGAGACAUAUUCUGAAGCUGUCAAGCUACUCAAAGGAGAGUACGUCAUUAAUGCUAUUGAUGAGCACAAGAUGGACGUUGCGCUUAUCUUCUGUCGAACAAAGCUGGACUGCGAUAAUCUGGAGAAAUAUUUGCAGCAGCGUGGUGGAGGAAAAUACUCAUGUGUGUGUCUUCAUGGUGACAGAAAGCCACACGAACGCAAGGGCAAUCUCGAGAAGUUCAAGCGGAAAGAAGUGAGGUUCAUGAUCUGCACUGACGUCGCGGCCAGGGGUAUCGACAUCAACGGCCUUCCGUUUGUCAUCAACGUGACGCUACCAGACGAGAAGCAAAACUACAUCCACCGCAUUGGUCGUGUGGGUCGGGCGGAGAGAAUGGGGCUUGCCAUCAGCCUGGUGGCCUCGUGCAAAGAGAAGGUCUGGUACCACUCCAACUGCAGCAACCGCGGCCGGGGCUGCUACAACACCAACCUGACGGACCACGGCGGCUGCUGCAUCUGGUACGACGAGCCCAAACUGCUGAGCGACGUGGAGGAGCACCUGGACGUGACCAUCGACCGCAUCCAGCCGGACAUGAAGGUGCCGAUCAACGAGUUUGAUGGAAAAGUCACUUACGGCAAGAAGAGGACCGGAGGGGGCAGUGCGUACAAAGGCCAUGUGGAGUUUCUGGCCCCCACAGUGUCAGAACUGGCACAGCUUGAAAAGAAAGCUCAGACGACCUUCAUUGACCUCAAGUUCAAGAAAAAGCUGGCCAAUAGACAGUAGGUCGUUGGCGAGUGUUUUUUUGACAGUUUAUGUUUGUGAGAGACUGGGAAAGUGUGAUACCUUUUGGUUGUUGCUGUUUACUUAACUUUGUGUUGUAGCCUAUCCAUUUUUUUUUUAGAAAAACAAAAUACUGUCGAAACUGUCCAUGACAGCUACCCUUUGUCAGGGAGAAAAGUGGUUGUUGUAAACAGGUGGUCGUCUGGGAUAACAUAAUUAUGAUGUACAAAAAAAUGGAAGGGGGAUGUGGGAAGUAGUUGUUGUGUACAGUUGACUGUCUUAGACUGGUGGCCAUAAAUCCCCGUCGUUUUAUGCAAGAAAAAUUCUGAAAUUGUGCAAACUGAGCCCAAAAA
Aplysia californica (California sea hare) is the source of this 2735-nucleotide messenger RNA. Its product is annotated as ATP-dependent RNA helicase DDX1. The transcript is spliced from 14 exons. NCBI's taxonomy places the organism in Eukaryota, Metazoa, Mollusca, Gastropoda, Aplysiida, Aplysiidae. Bases 187 to 2385 code for a protein of 732 amino acids. The record is from RefSeq and is a predicted model, not a curated record. Gene Ontology annotation, molecular function: nucleic acid binding; RNA helicase activity; ATP binding.